UUGACACUCGAAACAAGUUUGAUGGUUUCCAACUACCACGCCCAAACGUGACAUCCUUUUAAGCGGAAGAACAAAUUGAAAUCUUUAACAUUCAUACCAACCAAUUAAGUCCACUCCGCUCUAAUUACUACCCACUUUUCGCAACUUCCAAAUUCAUACAUAGUCAAUUAAUCACUCCCUCGUUUUCCCCCCUCUUCCUACAUACUCCUAUUUCACUUUUUUCUCUUCGCUCAUCGUCGUCGAAUCAGCUUUCACACACUUCCAUUAAUAAAUCUCUGAUACUUUUUGGCUCUGAGAUAUUAUUUCACUUUGGUAUUGUUCGGACCAGCUUUCAUUUUUUUCAUACUAAUUGAUCCUCAGAAAAUCAUGUCAGAUGCUUUGAUCUGUGGCCUCGCCGGGGCAGGGGCCGGCAUAAUCGCUCAACUAAUCACAUAUCCUCUUGAUACAGUAAAUACUCGGCAGCAAACUGAUAGAAAUUCGAAGAAAAUGAAGAAAACGCUUAGUACUAUCGAACAAAUGUCCCAGGUUGUAAAGCAGGAAGGAUGGGAUGGGCUAUAUGGUGGCUUAGCUCCAUCACUAGUUGGUACGGCUGCAUCGCAGGGUGUUUAUUAUUAUUUCUAUCAAAUAUUGAGGAAUAGAGCAGAAACUAAUGCACUUGCACGUAAGAAGAAUGGAAUUGGUGAUGGAUCAGUUGGAAUGUUCUCAUCACUUCUGGUGGCUGCUUUAUCUGGGUGUGUUAACGUGCUGCUGACCAAUCCCAUAUGGGUAGUUGUUACACGGAUGCAGACUCAUACAAAAAAGGAUAAAGAUGACCACACAGAAUCUGUAGCAUCACAGGAUGAAAUCUCUGUCGUGGUUGAACCUCCUCCCUACGGGACAAGCCACACUAUUCAAGAAGUCUAUGGUGAAGCUGGAAUUUCGGGUUUCUGGAAUGGUAUUUUCCCAACAUUAUUCAUGGUAAGCAAUCCUGCCAUACAAUUUAUGCUAUAUGAAACCUUGCUGAAGAAGAUGAGAAAACGACGUGCCUCUAGCAACAAAGGUGCCAAUGAUGUCACUGCUUUGGAGAUAUUUCUACUUGGAGCUAUGGCAAAACUUGGAGCUACAGUUGUAACGUAUCCUCUUCUGGUUGUCAAGUCAAGACUCCAGGCAAAGCAGAAAGUUGGUGCGGAUAAGAGACAUCAAUAUAAAGGUACACUUGAUGCUAUGAUGAAGAUUAUACGCUAUGAAGGCUUUCAUGGAUUUUACAAUGGGAUGGGCACGAAAAUCGUACAAAGUGUUCUUGCUGCUGCUAUUCUUUUCAUGAUCAAGGAGGAACUUGUCAGGGGUGCUAGAUGGUUAUUUACAGGGACGACUGCUGCUACUUCUGUCAGAUGAAAGCCCCAUUAGAAGUUGGAUCUCCUCCAUUUAAGUCUAAGCAAGGUGCAGUUCAAUCAAAAGUGCACCCACAACUAGGAUGGAUCACUAGGUAUAAAUUUCUUUUGAUAGCAGCGGUGUGGUGUCCAAACCAGCUUGCAGACACCUCGAUUAUUCAACUGGAUAUCUGCAACCUUCACUAGUACAAAUACUGGGUAGUAACUUUGGACACAACUCCAAUUGAAGGAUAUUACUCAUUGCUUCAUUAUUUGUUUGUUGUGUCUCCAUAUAAAUAAUGGGUAAUAUCUCAAUUCUUGAUCAUAAAUCCAUUCUUUGGUCCUGACCAUCUCUUCCUUGGGACAAAAGGUGAACUAUUGUUGUAUUCUUAUUACUAUUUCGAAGUUGUUUGGACAAUGGGAGGAUUGAGCUUCUUUAUUAUCAAUUUACUUUGUAGAAUGUGUAAUAUUGUUAGUCUAAUUUUUUAUCGUUUAGUAACUUUUUUAUUGU
Messenger RNA from Capsicum annuum, 1860 nucleotides. Its product is annotated as peroxisomal nicotinamide adenine dinucleotide carrier. The transcript is spliced from 11 exons. Gene Ontology annotation, biological process: transmembrane transport; nucleotide transport. The coding region runs from base 367 to 1374 and encodes 335 amino acids. The record is from RefSeq and is a predicted model, not a curated record. NCBI's taxonomy places the organism in Eukaryota, Viridiplantae, Streptophyta, Magnoliopsida, Solanales, Solanaceae.